Molecule: messenger RNA, 707 nt
Organism: Meloidogyne enterolobii
Lineage: Eukaryota; Metazoa; Nematoda; Chromadorea; Rhabditida; Meloidogynidae
Source: the annotation of a GenBank genome assembly
CUCUUUAUUUUUUGAAAAUACCUAAAUAUUUGAUAAUAAAAAAGUUGGAAAUGGCAUCGAAAAUAAGAAAAAUAGUAAUUAUAUGUUCCUGUAUUUUCACUGUUCUUGGCAUGUUCCAUUCCAUCCUUGCAUUAAUAUGGCCGUCUUGGCAGAUAGUCAACUUGGAAGAGAAUAAUACUACUCAUUAUCAUGGACUUUUUGAGGACUGUAUAGAUGGAGUUAGCAAUGAGUUUAUUGAUAAAUUAAAUGAUUCCAACAAAGAUAUAACUUCAAUUGAUAACCAAUAUUAUUGUAUCUUAAAAUCUUACUAUUCAAAAAAUAAUGAUACAUAUUAUCGAGAUGAGAAUGAUUUUUUUGAUGAAUAUAAAAAACACAAAUAUUAUGGAUGGCAUAUUUUUACAAUUUUAAUAUUGUUAUUAAUAUUUAUUACUUCUUUUAUUUCACUUUGUUUUGGCGCUUAUACAUGCUGCUGUCCAACAAUUUUAUUAAUUAAUAAAGCCAUGACACUUAUAACUUGGUUAUUGUCAAUGAUCAUCUUAAUAGUCUUUUACUACUAUUCUCAACAAUCUGAGAAUCGUUUUAUUAAGGGCAAAGUUGAUACUUAUGAGCAACAUUUGGGAAUUGGAUAUUUUCUACAGGUGGCUGCAACAUUAUAUCAUUUUAUUGCCUUUGUACUUGCGCUGUUUACUACAAAAAAAUUUUACUAA